AUGAUUAAGGAAGAAAAAUUCGAAGAAAGUUUUGAGGUUAAAGAAGAAAGUGUUUUAACGGAAUGUGAAGAAAAUGAUUUUAAAGAUUCGUUAAUAGUCAAAAAUGUUGAUGUCAAAGUUGAACACCAAUUAAAUACUGAAUCAUUAUCAACAAAAGAAGAAAUAUUGGAUGCACAUAUUUUAGAACAUCAACAGAAUCAUACUGAUGAAAAAAGUUUAACGUGUGAAAUUUGUAAUACAGAAUUUACUACAAAAUCCAGUUUAUACAGGCAUAAUAAACGUUAUACUGAGAAAAGACGUUUCUCAUGUGAAAAUUGUGGUAAAACAUUUUUCCUAAAAUCUCAUUUAAUUCUACAUAAAUCUAAUUUAACUUCACAUCUACGAAUUCAUUCUGGACAAAAUGCAUGUGAUCUUUGCGAUGAAACAUUUACUCAUAGAAAAUAUUUAAAUAGACAUAAACUUAUUAUUCAUAGAGGAGAAACACCAUUUUCAUGUGCAGCCUGUGGGUGUUUAAAUAAUCAACAAAAUUAG
Messenger RNA from Chrysoperla carnea, 531 nucleotides. Its product is annotated as zinc finger protein-like. Lineage: Eukaryota; Metazoa; Arthropoda; Insecta; Neuroptera; Chrysopidae. The record is from RefSeq and is a predicted model, not a curated record. Bases 1 to 531 code for a protein of 176 amino acids. The transcript is spliced from 3 exons. Gene Ontology annotation, molecular function: DNA-binding transcription repressor activity, RNA polymerase II-specific. Gene Ontology annotation, biological process: negative regulation of transcription by RNA polymerase II.